Messenger RNA from Dovyalis caffra, 1710 nucleotides. The record is from the annotation of a GenBank genome assembly. NCBI's taxonomy places the organism in Eukaryota, Viridiplantae, Streptophyta, Magnoliopsida, Malpighiales, Salicaceae.
AUGUCGACGCUAGUCGGAACUGUGAUCGAAAUGGAAAACAUGACAAUUUCACUGCUUCAUGCCUCAAUACUUCUCCCUUGCACUUUCUCAGUGUCUUCUUUACUCUUGGAGAGGAACUUGAAUGAAAAUAAAGCUUCCGGAAUUGAAACAGUGCAUGAUGCAGGAUCAAUCAUUAGGCUAAAGAUCAAGAUGGCAGAUGGAGGUCCAAGGUAUAACGUUGAUGACGCUCUUGUCACCAUGGGGUUUGGAAAGUUCCAAUUCCUCGUGCUACUCUAUGCUGGAAUGGGUUGGGUUUCAGAGGCAAUGGAGGUGAUGAUUCUCUCGUUCGUUGGACCGGCAGUUCAUUCGAAAUGGGGUCUUACAUCUCAACAGGAGAGCCUGAUAACCACGGUGGUUUUUGCUGGCAUGCUGCUUGGAGCAUAUACAUGGGGCAUAAUUUCAGAUAAAUAUGGAAGGAGGAAAGGGUUUUUUGUUACAGCAAUAAUGACAUCCGGAGCUGGUUUUCUAAGUUCCUUUGCCCCGAACUACAUAGUAUUGCUUAUUUCUCGUUGUUUGGUUGGCUUUGGGAUCGGAGGUGGUCCUGUACUCUUAGCUUGGUUUUUAGAGUUUGUACCUGCACCAAACAGAGGCACUUGGAUGGUGGUUUUCUCAGCAUUCUGGACGGUCGGAACAAUUUUUGAGGCUGGUCUGGCAUGGAUUAUUAUGCCAAGAUUAGGUUGGAGGUGGCUGCUUUCUCUGUCUGCUCUGCCUUCAUUCCUCCUCCUUGUAUUUUAUACUUUGACACCUGAGUCACCAAGGUAUUUAUGCUUGAAAGGUCAAAAAAAUGAAGCUGUUAAAAUUUUGAAGCAAAUAGCCAAACUAAAUGGAAAAGAAUUGCCUCCUGGUGUUCUUGUUGCUGGCAACGAAAUUGUGCUGCAAGGAAACAAUCAUCUAACAGAGAGUAGAGGUAAAGAUGCUGCUGCUGCACCUCCUCCUCCUCCUCCUCCUCCUCCUCCUCCCAAGCCAAAGGAUUCUGCCAUGGGGGUCUUCAAAUCAGUGCUAGUGCUUUUCUCACCAAGAUUAGUUAGGUCAACCUUGCUUUUAUGGGUGGUGAUCUUUGCAAAUGCAUUUUCAUACUAUGGCAUUGUGUUGCUGACAACGGAGUUGAACGAUAGGAGUAACACAUGCCAUCAAACUAAAAAGCAGUCGCAAAAGUCUGCAGAUAUUAAUUACAAGCAGGUUUUUAUCACCAGCUUUGCAGAGUUCCCGGGGCUCAUCCUGUCCGCUCUCAUAAUUGAUAGACUUGGUCGUAAACUUUCAAUGGCGGCUAUGUUCUUUGUUUGCUGCAUCUUUCUGCUGCCAUUGGUAGUCCAUCAGCCUACAGGUGUAACAACAGCACUUCUAUUUGGAGCUCGAACAUGCAUCACUGGAACCUUCACAAUCGUUUAUAUAUACGCUCCAGAGGUUUAUCCGACCUUGGUGAGAUCAACUGGUCUUGGAGUUGCAAGCUCGGUGUCAAGAAUUGGAGGAAUGGUUUGCCCUCUUGUGGCAGUCAGUUUAGUGCAAGGAUGCCAUCAAACUGCAGCAGUUGUUUUCUUUGCUGGUAUAGUUUUUGUAGCAGGGAUCUGUGUAUUGCUCUUUCCAUUUGAAACUAAAGGCCUUGAAUUGGCUGAUAGUUUGUCUAGUACAAAACCGGAAAAAUCGCAAGAUGUGAAACAGGAAGAACCUUGA